UGCAAGAACAGCAAGACUUUCUACCAUGGCACGGUCCACAAGACCACAAGAACAAAUUCAAUUUGGUAACAUCACAAAAGGCUACACGAUUACUAAAAAUAAAUCUAUUUUUUUAAUAAAAAAUAAUUCGAGAAAAUACUUGACGGCGUUAGCACCGACGUAAUGAGCACGUAGCCGUUAUGAAACGUGGGCCCUCUGCACAGAUCACUGACACGGUGUUUGCGCGUCCCAAAAUCAACCCUCAUCUCGCCAGCUGGCUACUUUCAAUAUUUCUUUUCCAAAUUAAAUACUCUCUAACAUCAGAACACAGAGACAAAUCAAUUAAAGGAAAUAAAUAAAUUGGGAUCACUGAUAAGCACAUGACAUCCUGGCAUGCAAACAGUAUCAAUGACUCGACACAGAGGACCCUUUAUGGAUGGGGCCAUAUUUCAACAACUAGUGGACCCCACUAAUAUUUUCAAUGUUGUAGAACCAAUGAUAUCAACAGUCACGCUGUCUGAUUCAGAUUUUUGUACGCCAAAGUAAUUCAUUCUAGGUGAGCCUAAAUCAGAUGGUUGAGACUUCCAAAAACUAGAAUAGCAUGUCAUAUAAGAAGGGUAAAAGAGGAGCAGAGGGAAUUCUAAUAUGGCAUAUUCUUGAAGGAAGCCCUAGAAAUUUGUACCUGUCUCUAGCAAGCAGCAUUUUUCAGUUUGAACAGCAAGUGGAGAAUCUUGGGGCAGAUAGAAAGUCAGAUGGGUUUUUUGUUGUAGUUGUAGAGCGGAAGAUGAGAUGAUCUACAAGGCAGCAAACACCAUAAGUAGUUUAGAACCUACAACGGGAGUCAAAGGCAGUAAAUACCAUAAAUAGUUCAAGAGUAAACCUCUAAAAGUCUCUCAAUAAUCCAGUUUACAUGUUUCAUGCCUUUUUCAAAUCAAAUCAUUUCCUAAAGAAAGGUUCCAUGCAUCUUGUUUUCUGGAGAAAUCCGGGGAAAUUUUGUUGGUUGUGAUAGAAUAAUAUAAUGAAAAAAUACCA
Rubroshorea leprosula is the source of this 1011-nucleotide messenger RNA. Lineage: Eukaryota; Viridiplantae; Streptophyta; Magnoliopsida; Malvales; Dipterocarpaceae. The record is from the annotation of a GenBank genome assembly.